Ipomoea triloba (trilobed morning glory) is the source of this 1382-nucleotide messenger RNA. RefSeq names its product protein FLC EXPRESSOR-like. Lineage: Eukaryota; Viridiplantae; Streptophyta; Magnoliopsida; Solanales; Convolvulaceae. The coding region runs from base 96 to 1163 and encodes 355 amino acids. The transcript is spliced from 4 exons. The record is from RefSeq and is a predicted model, not a curated record.
AUUAAGGGCCCGAAAUUACCUAGCGCUCCGGCAUUCCUUCCGUAAUACCCACCGCCGGGUAUAUAAACUGUACAGCAAAGCUUUUUUGCGUUCUAAUGGCGGGACGGAAUUAUUUACCGCCAGAUGCCUUAGCGCUUAGGGACGGGGAGUGUCAUCCGCUGGCAAUCGGCGAUCAUCGGGUGAUCCCUCGAAUCCCUCCACCUGAAGCCCAAGCCCGAUUCCGCCCUGCGGCCAUAUUGGAGGACGGUAUCGCCGUCCAACACCGCCAUAUCCAAACCCUCCUCCUCGAGAACCAGCGCUUCGCCACUACUCACGUCGCGCUCAAGCGGCAGCUUGCCGCCGCCCAGCAGGAUCUCCGACAGCUUACUGUAGUCGCAUCCGCAGUCAAGGCCGAGUGCGAUGCCGAGGUGCGAGGGGUAUAUGAGAAUUCAAUUAGAGCGGAGGCUGAGAUCCGCGCCGUCGCUGAGCUGGCGCAAGUCAAGGAUGGUAUUGAGAAAAUGAAGGCUGACCGUGAAGAGCUUACUGCAAAGUUGAAGGAGAUUGAGGAUGAACUAGCGAUGGUCCGGCCGGAGUUGAAGCAAUUGAAGGAGAUUAAAACUGACAUUGCUACAAUGCAGAAGGAAAUCCAAAGAGGAAGGGCUGCUGUUGAAUAUGAAAAGAAGAUGAAAAAAAUUAAUCAUGAACAGAGUCAGAUAAUGGAGAAGAAUAUGAUGUCGAUGAGUUGUGAAAUUGAAAAGCUACGUGCUGAGCUAGCAAUUGCAGAGAACAGGGCGAGGGCAGUUGCUGCUGUAGCACCAAGCCCAGCGUAUCCAGCAGGUUAUGGAGUUCCUUCAACUGGUUAUGGUGGAAACAUGUAUCCUAACUCUUAUGCUAUGCAGCAGUUCAGGUUCAGCCUAGUACUGAUGAUGGUUCCGGAUAUGGUGGAGCAAAUUACAACCCGUAUGCCCCUUAUGAUACGCAACAACCACAUAUCUCAUAGGCAGGUUUUCGUUGGAUUGUUUGCAGCCAGUCGAGUGCUUCCAGCGAAGAUAAUCCGUUUCUGUGAUGGCUUUGAAAGAAUUGCAGAGCAAAUAGAACAUUGUUUUUGCUGUUGUCCCCCACAUGAGAGCUUGAAAGAUCUUCAACAAGCUAAAAGAUCAACUUUGUUUGUAAGUAGCAGAUGAAGACGCAUCAUUGAGUUCUUCCUCGAAGCUGUGUGUGUCAUUUAUAUGCUCCAACCCAUGCUUCUCUCCUUGUUACAUUUUUGUUUAAUCGCAGUUUAAACUAUUAGAGAUAUUUAUACCUUUCCACAAUUUUUUCCAAAACAGUAACGUGGAAAGCUUAUUGGGUUUGAACCAAAGACGGCAUACUUUUAUAAGCAAGUAAUGUUUCCGUUAGCAGAA